Molecule: messenger RNA, 885 nt
Organism: Alexandromys fortis (reed vole)
Lineage: Eukaryota; Metazoa; Chordata; Mammalia; Rodentia; Cricetidae
Product: CD9 antigen-like
Exons: 3
Coding region: 1-885 (294 amino acids)
Cellular component (GO): plasma membrane
Source: RefSeq, a predicted model, not a curated record
AUGCAGGGAGAGAAAGUCGUGGCGGUUAGUUUGCCUUCACCCAGCCUUGGUAGAGAGGUUAAAACAUUAGCCGGGGAACGCCAGCCUCAGCGUGUCUCAGUCUGCUGCCAUCCCUUCUGUCCCAGCCGUGUCUGCUCCUUGUCCCACGGAAGUCCAGCUUACACCAAGCCGGACAACGCGGAUAGCAAGAGCCUCAAAUGCGUGCUCUUUGGAAUUUACUUCAUGUUCUGGCUGGUCGGAUUUGCGAUAUUUGCCUUUGGACUAUGGCUCCGAUUGGACUCUCGACUCUCAAACCGACAGGAAGAAUCUAAUCCCAGUUUCUACACGGGAGUGUACUUGAUGAUGGGAGUUGGGGCCCUCUUUAUGCUGGGGGGUUUCCUGGGCUGCUGCGGAGCUGAGCAAAAAUCCCGGUGCAUGCUGAGAUUGGUCUUCGGAUUUCUCCUGGUGAUAUUCGCCAUCGAGAUAGCUGCAGCCUUCUGGGGCUAUACCCAUAAGGAUGAGGUGAUUAAGGAAGUCCAGGAAUUUUACAACAACACUUACCAAAAGCUAAAGAGCCUGGAUGGGCCCCAGCGGGAGACACUCAAAGCCAUCCACGUGGCCUUGAACUGCUGUGGCCUAGCAGGAGGCGAGGAACAGUUUAUCUCGGACAUCUGCCCCCAAAAGCAAGUUCUUGAAACCUUCCAGGUUAAGUCCUGCCCAGAAGCCAUCAGUGAUGUCUUCAACAGCAAUCUCCUUCUCUACUCUGUUCAGAUUCAGAGACAUGUUACUGCCCAUCACCUUUCAAAGAUGGUGGACAAACUCACGACUUGCUUCACUGUGGAUAUCCCUAUUGUCCCAGUGGGUGGCAGCAGUGGUUGUCUCAAAGAUGUUGGGGUCAGGUUUUAA